This is a messenger RNA of Cydia pomonella (codling moth), 669 nucleotides long. RefSeq lists its product as uncharacterized. The transcript is spliced from 2 exons. The record is from RefSeq and is a predicted model, not a curated record. Bases 152 to 643 code for a protein of 163 amino acids. NCBI's taxonomy places the organism in Eukaryota, Metazoa, Arthropoda, Insecta, Lepidoptera, Tortricidae.
GCUAGUUUGAAUUCUCAUGUGGGUCUUAUGUAGGCGGUUUCUUCGAAUUUGCUAUUAGAAAUUAAUCUACCGUAAAUUUAUCUACUUACCGUAAGAGUCGUGUGAAAACUAACGCUCAUAGUUUAGAGAAAGAGAAAAAGAUUUGGAGCUUAUGGAGAAAAUGGAAGCAACUGAAGGGUCUGCCGGCGGUAAUGUGUCCAGGCACAGAGAGAUAGACCGAACAAAACCUGCAUUAGCAUUUGAAGCUAUGACAAGUGCAAAUAAACUUGUAUCCUCUGGCUCCAAGGGCAUGAACGCUUCUAUUCAAGACAAAUCAAGACAGAGUGGGGAAGACAACAGUAUAAAACCACAUUUACUUGCUAGAAUUUUUGAGGUUUUUGAGUCUGAUGAAGAUUUGCGAAAAGAGAGUUCAAAUAAAAGAAGAUCAGAUUCCAGUGCCGCACUUUCGCAGAAAAGGAAGAGAAAUGUAGCCAUCCAAACGAAUCUCGAUGCCGCACCAUCGCCAAAAAGGAAGACAAACGUAGCCAUCCAAACGAGUUCCGAUGAGGAACUCCAAAGGGAAUGCGAGCUAAUAUUCAGGUUGUGUCGGUGUCAGGACCAUGUUUGUCCUGGUUCUGUUUCUGUUAUGUUCCUUGAUGCCUAGAAAUUUACUUUGCUGUGGUAAAAACU